AAAUGAAUGAUGUAGACAAAUGGAAAUGAGCACUUGUGAAUUGGUGAUUUCAAUGCCCUGUGACCGAAGUAAAGAUAAAAAGAAAAAAGGACUUGUGGGGUGAAAUUGUAAUAUCAACACACUCUGGGGUUAUCAUCUGGUAUAAAAUCCCAAAACCCCAAGAGGUUUUAGAUAAGAGAGAGAUGCGUUGGACUAGUGCAACUCCCCUUGUAUCUGCAACUCCUCCAAAGCUUCACCAAACCUCUCCCUUCUAUGCUUCUCCUUUUUCUUCUUCUUACUCUUCAUUUCCAACUGUUAAAGUUUCAUCUAGCUUGUCACAGAGGUUUAGCAUUAGGUCACUUUCUUCAACGAGACAGAUAUGCAGAGCAGCAGCCGAGUACAGAUUCCCGGACCCAAUUCCUGGGUUUGCUGAUGCUGAGACAGAGAAGUUCAGGACCCAUCUCCUGAAUAAGCUUUCCAAGAAAGAUUUAUAUGAAGACUCUGUUGAAGAGGUUGUAGGGAUCUGCACUGAGAUAUUUGGUACUUUCAUGCACACCGAGUAUGGUGGUCCUGGAACGCUCUUGGUAGUUCCCUUCAUUGAUAUGGCUGAUACUUUAAACGAGCAAGGAUUACCUGGAGGGCCGCAAGCUGCGCGUGCUGCCAUCAAAUGGGCACAGAAUCAUGUUGACAAGGACUGGAAGGAAUGGACUGGUGAUGACAACUGACAUGAAACCUGGUUUGCUAGUUCAUCUGUAGGUUAUAGAGUUGAUCAAGCGGUUUGGAUGCCUAUUAUGCUUGUCAAACUGUUGAAGAAGAAUAAAAAAAAAAAAAUCAUUGCUUUUUGUUGUAAUACUGUGGUGGAGGUGUGUUGUCUGUUGUAAGAUUUAUGAGAGUAUCUAUUGUUAGGCAUUAAUCAAAAUCUGUUCGUAAGAGUUUAGACCUU
Fragaria vesca subsp. vesca is the source of this 922-nucleotide messenger RNA. RefSeq lists its product as uncharacterized. The record is from RefSeq and is a predicted model, not a curated record. The transcript has 3 exons. Gene Ontology annotation, biological process: regulation of gene expression. NCBI's taxonomy places the organism in Eukaryota, Viridiplantae, Streptophyta, Magnoliopsida, Rosales, Rosaceae. Bases 183 to 704 code for a protein of 173 amino acids.